AUGAAUGAGAUGCGACUUCGCGCCGGUGGACAGUGGGACGCGGGCGCGCUCGAGACGACGGUGACGACGGCAUCGGACGAUGCCGAGGAGCGAAGGCGGCGGGAGACGGCUCGGCGGGAGCGCAUGCGCGUCGCAGACGCGGCGCGGGCGGCGCGGCGCGCACGCGCGGAGGCUGCGGACGCGGAGGCGGACGGACCGAGGCGGACGCUUCGAGAGGACGAGGACGACGCGGCGAGACGCGCGGCUGCGGCGAAGCUCGAGGACGAUCUUCCGGGCGUGCGCGAGAUGAAUUCGAUGGUUUUGUUCGGUAAAGUGAUGAUGACCAGGGACGCGCAGAUUGAGGAAAAGCGCGUCGCGCGAUUGAAGGCUGACGAGGAGCGAAGACGCCUCGAUGAAUCGAUGGAGCGCGAGCGCGUGGACGCCAUGAAGCGCGCCGAGAUCCGCGAGAUCGAGCGCUCAAAGGAGAUGCGAAGAGGCGCUGAAACAAUUCGCGAGCAAAUCGCCGAGCGCGAACGCGACCGCGCGAAUGAGGUAGCCGAGCUCGAACGCGAGGCGCUCAAACGUAAGGAGGACGUCGAACGCGCCAUCGCGUCGGACGUCGCGGACAAACAGCGCAAACGCGAGGACGUGAUCAAGCUCUUCGAACAAAUCGACGCCGAAAAUCGUGAACAGAUCAAGCGCAAGGCCGAGGUCGAGCGCGCCGAGCGCGAGGCGGACGAGCGAGCGAUGGAGUAUCUCAGAUUGAAGGACGAGCGAGACGCCGCGAAAGCCGCGGAGGAGGAGGCGCAACGUCGCGAGAGAGAGCUCGAGACCGCGCGCUUACGCUCGUUACAAGAAAAGUACAUCGAUGGGCGCGCCGAGCGCGAUCUCAUGCGAGCACGCAAGCUCCAGGACGAUCACGAGCGCGCGAUGCGCGCGAAGGAGGCGACUGAACGCGACAAGCGACGCCAAAUGUUACUCGACCUCUCCGCGGCGCGCGUCGCCCAGCAUGAGGACAAGGUUCGCACGCGCGAACGCGAGAAAGAACUCGAACGCAUCGAUGCCGAGCGCGUUCGUCGCGAACACGCGGUGCAGGUCGAGGCUGAGCGUCAACGAGACGCCGAGCGCCGAGCCGCGAACGUCGCGCACAAGCUCCACGUCAUCGGUCAAAUCGAAGCGAACGACGAGGCGAAGCGACGCACAAAGCUCAGCGCCGCCGCGGACGCCGCCGAAGAGCGCGCGCGCGCGCGUCGCGAGCGUGACACGCUCGAGAUGAUCCGCGCGCGUAAGAUUAAGGAGCUCGAAAACGCUCGCGUCCCGGCCAAAUACGUCGUCGAGCUCAAGUCCAAGAAGACCACGUGCGCGUGA
Ostreococcus tauri is the source of this 1347-nucleotide messenger RNA. RefSeq names its product unnamed product. Bases 1 to 1347 code for a protein of 448 amino acids. The transcript has a single exon. The record is from RefSeq and is a predicted model, not a curated record. Lineage: Eukaryota; Viridiplantae; Chlorophyta; Mamiellophyceae; Mamiellales; Bathycoccaceae.